ACCUGCGCGCGCACUCCUCGCCAUCUUUGAAUUUCGGAAGAGGGGGUAGAGAAGCGGUGCGUCUAAGCGGUUGCUGUUCCAGCAUUUUCCGCGGAGUAAGUGGAAUUUACGCUUCUUUAAACGGAGAACCAUGGCAAACCGGAACAUGUCACAAGGGCGCGUGUUCGCCAUGAAUUCUCCGCAGUCGGCGAGACGCGGGACAGACUCCCCGGUGGCGGAGCAGCAGAGGCCGGCAAGCAAACACAGUCCAGCCCCGCCGCCUCAACACUCCCCCGCGGAAGAGCCGGCAGAAGCAGCGGAUGCGGAGGGGAGCGGCAAAAGCCAUUCAGAAAUGACUUUUGACAUCUCGAGCUUCAGGAAGCCGGGGGAGAAGAGUUUCACCCAGCGCUCGCGCCUCUUUGUGGGCAGCCUGCCGCAGGAUAUUUCGGAAGAGGACUUCAAAAACAUGUUUGCAAAAUAUGGAAACAUUGGCGAGAUGUUCAUCAACAGAGAGCGAGGCUUUGGCUUCAUCCGUCUGGAAACCCGCACGCUAGCAGAGAUCGCUAAAGCUGAGUUGGACGGCACAGUUUUAAAUAAUCGACAGCUGAAGAUCCGCUUCGCGACUCACGGUGCGGCGCUCACCGUCCGCAAUCUGCUGCCGACGGUGACCAAUGAACUGCUGGAGCAGGCCUUUUCCCAGUUCGGUCCAGUCGAGCGAGCCAUCGUAGUGACGGACGAUCGCGGUCGUCCCACCGGGAAAGGGAUUGUGGAAUUUGGGAACAAGGUGGUGGCUCGGAAGGCUCUGGAGCGCUGCAGCGAGGGAGCUCUGCUGCUGACCACAACUCCGUGUCCCGUCAUCGUCGAGCCUCUGGAGCACUUGGAUGAUGAAGACGGGCUGCCGGAAAAACUACUGCAGAAAACUCCAAAGUACCACAAGGAGCGAGAGCAGCCGCCGCGCUUCGCCCAGCCCGGCACCUUCGAGUUUGAGUACUCGUCCCGCUGGAAAGCUCUGGACGAGAUGGAGAAGCAGCAAAGGGAGCAGGUGGACAGAAACAUCAAGGAGGCCAAAGAGAAGCUGGAGGCGGAGCUGGAAUCAGCCAGGCAUGAACACCAGCUCAUGUUGAUGCGACAGGAUCUGAUGAGGCGUCAGGAGGAGCUGAGGAGGCUGGAGGAGCUCCGGAACCAGGAGCUGCAGAGAAGGAAACAGAUCGAGAUGAGGCAUGAGGAGGAGAGGAGGAGGAGAGAGGAGGAGAUGAUGAAGCACAGGGAGCAGGACGUCUUUAAGCCAAACUACAUAGAAAACAGGGAACAGGAAAUGAGAGUGGGGGAGCUGGGCCCUCGUGGAGCUGUUAAUAUAGGAGAUGGCUAUAACCCCGCCUCCUCGGGGCCCGCUGGUAACCAGGGUCCGAUGAUGGGCAUGAGUGGAAGGGGAGCCGCCGUUGGCGCGGAGGGGACGGCAAAUAUGGGGACGCCGCUGAUGUCAGAGAACGGACCCAUGAGGAGUGACCGGUACCCACAGGGCGGAGCGGCCGCCGGCCGGCCGGAGGUGGAGUCUCCAAAGCAGCACCAGCAGCCUCUGAGCUCUCAGGUCGGACCGUCCACUGGAUUCGGGAGGGGCGGCCCCGCGGCAGGUCUCUUUGACGGCCCCAACAGCAAACGCCGCAGAUACUAACGGUUCCCGCCGUUGGGACUUUGCUCCACUCCGCCAGAAGCCCCUCCUUCUUUUGCUCUACAACAACCCACCAAGUCCAGAAGUCGCAUCUACUGAAACAAAAAUGCGACCUUGAGUCUUCGGAAGGUGGCGUUUGUUUUUAAAAUGACUGUUUGACAGAAACGGUUGUUAUAAUUUUGCUAAAAAAAUGUGACUUUAAAGGGACGGACUACCGCUUGUGAUGGUUUUUUUGUUCUUUCUUUCUUUCAACUGACUCUUAUUUUGAAAAAAUGUCAGAACUGAAAUACGGAGGAUGUUACGAAACUGUUCAAAUAUUCAGGAAACACUACUUAAGCUUUCAAGAAACCUGUGAAACGAAAACCUGCAGCGGCUCUUAGCGCAUCUAUUUUCUGAAGCUACAAGCUGAAGCAGCUGUGUGAAAAGUCUUCGUCCUCAUAAGCGCAGCUGACAUUCCAGGUAACUGAUCUACCUGCAGUUUAAAAAAAAAAAGUUUUUUAAGUAUUUGACCUCAUCUCUAACCCUUGAAACAUAAAAACGUGUGUAACUCUUCUUUGGUCCUUUGUUUGACUGUGACCCCUCCAUACCCGACCUUUCCUCUGUGUGUUGUGACAGAUAUUUAGUGAACGUCUCUGUAGCUUCUUCUAUUAAAACAAACAUUGGAAGCGUUUUUCUUUGCUUUACAAGUUAGGAAAACAUGAACUUGAAACAUUUACUUCAUGCUCUUGAAGUCGUGCUUGACGGAUCCGGUGGGUUUGAUGUGUAAAUGUGUAAACUGAUGUGUUGGAAGCCACUCCCACGCUUUUUUUGUAUGGAAGAACAGUUUGGUUUUAAUAAAAUAUGGUCGUGUGUGAACUGUGCAUGCUAAAAACAAAACAAAAAUACAAUCCACUUUCUUUAGAUUCAUUUUGCUUUAAACUUUUGUUUUCAUUUAAAUAACCUUUUUUUGUUGUCGUAAAUCUUUUAAAGACAUGUCAUUUUGAAAGUUUUGUUUUUAUCAGAUUCAUUCAUUCACUCAGGAACAUCUUAAACAUUUUUAAAUAGUCUUUUUACCUUUAUUGUUCUGAUUUAUAAUGCAUUUUUAAUCUCUGGUUUGAUCAGUAAAUAGAAGCUGGUCACUUCCUGGUUGAGACCCUUUCAAAAUCAAUUAGAUUUGUUUUCCUUUUAGUUUGUGUGAUAAGCUGUGAAAUUUGUGUUUGGAAUUUUAAAUAUUUGACACUAAAUACUGCGAGGUUGUGUGAAUUUCUAUUCAAUCAUUUGGUUUAUAUUUUUAUCAAAUAGUAACUUGUAUUUAAUUUAAUAACCUCCAGGACUUUUAUGGGUUUGUGUUUUUGUUGACUUUUUUUUUUUUUAAUAUCCACGUUUUGUUUGUGAAACGCUUCAUGAACAAACCUAUGAGGGACAUAAACACCUUUUAACCCACAAUGCUUUACAAUUUUCAGUUAAUGAAAACUGCCAAGCAUGGUGGUGGAGGGGUAGUGAUAUGGGCUUGUAUUUGGACACAUUGGAACAAUUUUAAAAUAGUCAUAGAGUAGUUUGCUGAAUUUACUGCCCAUUGUGGAAUAAUAAAGAAUUUUUCUAAGUUCUUUAUUACAAGUCACAGCGAAAGAAGUAAAAGCUUUUAAGGUCUUAAUGAUUUAAAAAAACAAGAUCGUCAUAAUUUUUUAAAAUAAAAUAUCGUUACAUUUAGAGAAAGUAUUUAAAAACAAAGUUCUGUCACUUUGUUGAAAUGUUAUAUUUAUUUCAAAAAAGGUUUUAUUUGAAAAGCUUAAAAAAGAAAAGGCCAGCUUCAGUCAUCUGAACCAUAAAGAUGACAUAUUUUACACGUUUACCUGUACUUUUACUUUUGUGAUCUCUAUUACUUCUGCCCUUCAAAAUAAAAUACAGUUUUUAACACUGAA
Messenger RNA from Oryzias latipes (Japanese medaka), 3549 nucleotides. It is a transcript of the gene pspc1, whose product is annotated as paraspeckle component 1. NCBI's taxonomy places the organism in Eukaryota, Metazoa, Chordata, Actinopteri, Beloniformes, Adrianichthyidae. Gene Ontology annotation, molecular function: RNA binding. The record is from RefSeq and is a predicted model, not a curated record.